Monosiga brevicollis MX1 is the source of this 601-nucleotide messenger RNA. RefSeq lists its product as uncharacterized. The record is from RefSeq and is a predicted model, not a curated record. Gene Ontology annotation, biological process: mitochondrial respiratory chain complex I assembly; response to oxidative stress. Lineage: Eukaryota; Choanoflagellata; Craspedida; Salpingoecidae. The transcript is spliced from 5 exons. Bases 22 to 411 code for a protein of 129 amino acids. Gene Ontology annotation, cellular component: membrane.
CCGCUCUUGAAAAGCAUCGCCAUGGCCAACCCCAACAACCUGCGUGCCGUCAUCCGGCAAAUCCAGCAAGUCGGCGCCAAGCAGGUGUUCCGUGAUAUCUGCCGCGAGGGCAAGCUGAUGACGGGCGUGCUCGUCGGCCAGGACAAGUUCGGCAACAAGUAUUACGAGGAUAAGGAGCAAAUGUUCGGCAACCACCGUCGCGUGGAUAUGGCUCGCGAGGACUUCAACGCCUCCCAGGUGCCCCCGGAGUGGCAUCGUUGGCUUCACGCCAUGACUGAUGAUCUUCCCGACUCCUUUGAGCCUCGCCAGAAAUGGCAACUGGACCAUGAGGAGAACCUGACCGACUCGGCGGAUCGUUAUGUGGCCUACAGCACCGUCAAGCCCAAGAUUCAGUCAUGGAAGCCCGAGUAAACCAGCUCCAAUUUUGUCUAGUGUCCCCCCCCCCUUUUCCUUUCAAAGCUCCCCCCUCCCAUUUCUCUGCACGCUCUUUACCCAUCAUGUCGGACUUUGACUGUUCUCAUGGGUCUCUGACGUCGCAUUUGCAUCGUGCGGGCAAGCUCGAGAGAUGUCCCUGCCUGUUUUGGAUGCUCAUAAAGCACAA